AUGCAGACCGCCAUCCAACAUGACAACCUGUCAUGCUCCACCACCACCACGGUCGCGUCUUCUUCAGCCCCCUCGCGUUCCAUAAACAGCCUCAGCCUCAGGCGCACAGACCGCAGGUCAUCCCCAGUCCCACCCACCCGUUUCGCCACCAGCCCUGCCCAGUCUGCCUCGGUCGCCACCAGCGUAGUCACCGCUGUCGGCUCAUUUCACCCGGUCCACGGCGACGACGACAGCCAUGACCGUGCCGGCUCGAUGCGUUCUGUGGCGGUUCCUCAAAUGACGGCUCUGCAGACUCCGCCCGCGUCGCCCGAGGACGACAGCAGCGAGUUUUCGUCUUCCGCGUCAAGUUCGUCGCCGGUUACCCCCGUCGUCCGCAUCGACUUGUCCACCCUCCCUCUUCUCAGAAGGCAGCGCAGGGGUACCACCACUUCCACUACCUCGGCGCGCCGUAAGCGUGCUGCCAAAGCCGCCGCUCAGAUGCAGCACCCUCCCCCCGCUCCGCCUUCGACGAAAAUCUCCACACCGCCACUCAGCCCGAAGCUUGUUCCGACUACCACACAGCAGCGUAAACAAAAAGCGCCGGUGCUCGGUAUCGUGGCCAUGACCGACGUUCAGGCAACCUGGGUCACUCGCGGUGGCUGCUGCAAGCCCCCCAUCAUGUCGUGUCAAAGGGUCGCCACCGGUGACAGCGUCUACUGCGUGUUUCACUCAUGCAUCGGCAUGAACCUGGACAUGAACAUGUGCCGAGGACUCGUCACAAACCCCGAGAUCUCACGGUUCUGCAAAGGCGGUGUCCACUCUGAAAUCCCAGAGGGAAAGAAAGAGCUUCAGGAUGGAAGGGUGUACUGGGACGGUAUCCAGGCCCAAGCCAAGACCGAGGAGAAGCGCAAACUCGACGUCACGGUCGACCACUUCAACCAGCAGUUUGGCGAGAUACUCCAAGUCAGCCUUCCAGCCCCCAUGUCAGACGCACCCCCAGUCACUGCAACCACCGCACGCGAGACCACGGGACGGACAGCGCCAAGGCCAAACCUCGGUCGCACACGGUCCGAGCCCGUGUGGGGAUCCACGGCAGUCGACAAGUGGUGGGAAGGCGACUGGUGCCACCACGUUCCCAUGCCCGGCGAGCUCAGGCAGUGGGCCGACGACUAUGAGAGCUCCCAAAGUUCGCGAUACGGCGGCUCCAGCUGUGGCGCUCCCUCCGGCCCGCCGACGAUCAGUGGAUACGGCGACGGCUCAUUUUACGACUAUCGCGCCGCCAGCACCAGUCAAUCUGCCUCCUUUCUCCACUUCCGUGGCGCCACCCAGUAG
Apiotrichum porosum is the source of this 1311-nucleotide messenger RNA. RefSeq lists its product as uncharacterized. NCBI's taxonomy places the organism in Eukaryota, Fungi, Basidiomycota, Tremellomycetes, Trichosporonales, Trichosporonaceae. The transcript has 4 exons. Bases 1 to 1311 code for a protein of 436 amino acids. The record is from RefSeq and is a predicted model, not a curated record.